AAAAACUCUCCAGAUGAUUUGUGGAAAAGAAUAAGACCAAGACCAACAAAGAAUCAAUAUGCGGGUCAAUACUAUAUUUGUAAAGACGUUGAUCAAGGUAUGGAGUGCACAUAUUUAGGAAACUGUACAUUUGCAUACUGCCAAGAAGAAAUUGAUGUGUGGACUUUAGAGAGAAAAGGAACAUUCUGUAGAGAUACACUCUUUGGAGGAAGCAGAAAAGUUAACCUAACAAUCCCUCAUCUACUGCAGGAGCACUCAGGGACUUUUGUCUUUCUUUGUGAGAAAUGUUUUGACCACAAACCCAGAAUGAUUAGCCAGCAAAGUAAAGAAAAUCCAUUCACCUGCUCACAUUCUGUGUCUAAGCACACUUUUGAAGAAAACAAAUGCCUUGUUCACGUGUUCAAAGACACAAUUGUAAAGUACUGGAAGAUACGUCCUUUCAACAGUCAGGUUGUGCUUGAUCUUUGUCGUCAUGAGGUUCGCUAUGGAUGUUUAAGAGAAGAUGAGUGCUUCUAUGCCCAUAGCUUGGUGGAACUCAGGGUCUGGGUGAUUCAGAAUGAGACAGGAAUUUCAUUUGAAAAAAUUGUGCAAGAAUCUCAGAAAUAUUGGGCAAAUGAGUCCAGUGCACAUAAGCCUCAGCUUUUGAAUACGCAGAAUAAUCCUGAGUGUCCAAAUUUGAACAUUAAGUUUGUGUGUGGUCAGUGCUGGAGAAAUGGCCAAAUAAUUGAAGCAGACAAAAACAGAAAAUAUUGUAGCGCAAAGGCAAGACACACAUGGGCAAAAGAUCGGCAGGUCGUGUUAGCAAUGUCCAGUGAGCGGAGUAGUGGAAAAAAUGCUAAGAAGUGGAUAUCUAUCAGACCAUGCCCUUUAAGAAAACCAUUGCCAGUUCAGUUUGAGCUGUGUCAUCAUAUAGUGACUGGCAAAAAAUGCCAGUUUAUAGGAAAUUGUGCCUUUGCUCACAGCCAAGAGGAAAAAGAAAUAUGGACAUAUAUGAAGGAUUUAGGAAUUCAAGAUAUGGAUAAACUGUAUGAGACAUUGAAGAGUAAAAAGACUGAGGGAGGAAAAGAAAUGUCCAGUCAAGCCUAUAAACAAAUUCACUUACCCACUGACUAUGCAGAAACCACGGUUAAUUUCCAUUGCUGGCUUUGUGGGAAGAACUGCAAUAGUGAACGUCAGUGGAAAAUGCACAUCUCGUCAGAAAAACAUAAAGAGAGGGUAUUCCAUUCUGAGGAUGACCAGAAUAUCUGGCAACACCGCUUUCCUACUGGAUCUCUCAGUGUUUGUAAAAGGUUCUUAUCUGGCUCCUGCCCUGAUGGAGAAAAAUGCAGAUUUGCCCAUGGAAAUGCUGAACUGCAAGAGUGGGAAGAAAGAAGUAAAGUUCUAUGUCAAAAACUUGAGAAAGCACGCAAAGAUCAGCUCAUUAGUGCAGAUGAUAAUGACUUUGGAAAAUAUAGUUUUUUGAUUAAUGCUUUCAAUUAA
Messenger RNA from Staurois parvus, 1479 nucleotides. The record is from the annotation of a GenBank genome assembly. NCBI's taxonomy places the organism in Eukaryota, Metazoa, Chordata, Amphibia, Anura, Ranidae.